Messenger RNA from Erpetoichthys calabaricus (reedfish), 2211 nucleotides. Its product is annotated as tripartite motif-containing protein 16-like. The transcript has 6 exons. Bases 191 to 1741 code for a protein of 516 amino acids. Gene Ontology annotation, molecular function: protein binding; zinc ion binding. Lineage: Eukaryota; Metazoa; Chordata; Cladistia; Polypteriformes; Polypteridae. The record is from RefSeq and is a predicted model, not a curated record.
CCUGAGUGUCAGACGGCAUCUCCUCUUAUUAUGUUCUCUUUGCGCUGAUCACUAUACCUGCUCGGUAUGUCUGGAGGUCCUGAAAGAGCCGGCCACUCUCCUGCAUGGACACAACUAGUGUCUGAAAUGUUUUAAUGAGCAUUGGGAUCAGUUGGUGUUAAAAGGGUCUCACGACUGCCCGCAGUGCAGAAUGGAAUUCCAUCCAAAGCCACAGCUCCACAAAAAUACAACUCUGAUGAAUCUGAUAGAAAAGUUGAAGGAAACGGCGGUCGACAGGACUCCACCUCAGGGUACUGCAGGGCCGGGCAGUGUGUCCUGUGAUGUUUGUCCAGAGAGGAAACGGAGAGCUUCAAAGACCUGCAUGACCUGCUUGGUCUCCUUCUGCGAGACUCACCUGCAGCCACACUUGGACUCAGCAGCCUUCAAGAGACACAAACUGGAGGAACCAACUGGAAACCUGGAAGAGAAGCUCUGCUCAAAGCACCAGAGACUCCUGGAGAUGUUCUGUAGGACCGACGAGAGCUGUGUCUGCUUACUGUGCGCGGUGACUGAGCACAAGAGUCACGACACCAAGAUGCUCGAUGAGGAGACAACUGAGAGAAAGAGUCAGCUGGAGAGCACAACAGCAGAAGUGAAAAAGAGACUCCUGAAGAAAAGGAAAAUGGUGGUCAAACUGAAGAAGACUUCAGUGAAGAUUCAGAGGUCAGCAAACAAGGAAGUGCAGGAACACGAGACAAACGUCAAGUCUGCACUUCAAUCCCUUGAAAGACUGAGGUCAAAGGUCACCAAAAUGAUCAGGAAUCAUAAGCAGAGGGAACUGCAAAGGGCUAAAGUGCUCAUUGAAAAACUGGAGAAGGAGAUCGGGGAGUUGAAGAGCAGAGACGCCGAGCUGGCCGAACUGUUACAGACAAGCGACCAUCUCAGCCUUGUAAAGAAGUUCCCAUGUCUCAGUCUCCCUCCUGAAGAUGGAGCCUCACACGAGGUUGCUGUUAAAGGAGAUUUCCUUCCUAAGACUCUAAGAAAGAAAAUGUCUGCCCUGAAAAAGCAUCAGGAGGAGAUCAAUGGCUGGCACUUUGUUAAGACCAUUGAAGCCGGAGGUGACACUUCAGGUGAUGUUUGGCAGAAGUUGGAGAGCAGAAAUGACUUUUUAAAAUACUCCUGUCCGCUCACCUUGGACCCCAACACGGCACACAGACGCCUCUGCCUGUUUGAAGGGAACAGGAUGGUGAAUUGUGAGGAGGCAGAGGCCUCGUAUCCUGCUCACCCUGACAGAUUUGACUGUUGGGAGCAAAUUCUGUGCAGAGAGGCUCUGAAUGGGACCCGCUGCUACUGGGAGGUCAUGUGGAGUGGAAAAAAGGCUGAGAUUGGAGUGACGUAUAAAGGAAUUGGAAGGAAAGGCGUGGGAAACGAGUGUGUCCUCGGGUUCAACGACAAGUCCUGGAGUUUGUACUGCUGUGAUUCCAGUUACUCUGCGUGGCACAACAAGAGGCAGACUCAGAUCAGAGACCCCCGCAGUCACAGAAUAGGCGUCUAUCUGGACUGUCCAGGUGGCUCCCUCUCAUUUUAUAGCGUCUCAGACACCAUGACCCUCCUGCACAAGUUCAGCACCUCCUUCAAUGAGCCGCUCUAUCCGGGGUUUGGUCUUGGAUUGGCUUCCACUGUGACAAUCUGCCCUCCAUUACAGCUUAGCUGCCCUUCGUCUGUAGGUCACUCCAUGCCUUCUGUCACACAGACAGUCUGACGGUUUUAGAGUCAAGGGGGAAACUUCCAUGGAUGGAGUCGCAGUUCUUUUGUUACUUCAUUCCUGGUACUUGUCUCCCACACACUCACACACAUAUACACCUGCUGGCCGCCCUGCCAUUCUUCCUACUGGAAUGACCCUGGACAGUCGUGGUCAGCAGACACCCACCUUCAAUGUGGUCAACAUGACUUGAGUCGACUUCCAUUCAGAGGACAUCAGAGCAAAACCCCUGACCAAUAGUGGACCUGGUCCAUUCGGCCCAGUUUAUGUUCAGUGCCCUCAAGUUGCAUUCUCUUUAUAAUUUAAAAUUUAAACUCAGUCUGGGCACGGUGGCGCAGUGGUAGUGCUGCUGCCUCGCAGUAAGGAGACCUGGGUUCACUUCCCGGGUCCUCCCUGCGUGGAGUUUGCAUGUUCUCCCCGUGUCUGCGUGAGUUUCCUCCCACAGUCCAAAGACAUUCAGGUUAGGUGCA